Messenger RNA from Dromaius novaehollandiae (emu), 1280 nucleotides. Its product is annotated as cortexin-3. Lineage: Eukaryota; Metazoa; Chordata; Aves; Casuariiformes; Dromaiidae. The coding region runs from base 246 to 617 and encodes 123 amino acids. The transcript is spliced from 2 exons. The record is from RefSeq and is a predicted model, not a curated record.
GAAAUUACAGCCUCACUUUAAAGAAACGACAGUAUUGUCAGCUAAUUACUUCUAGCACACAAAUAAGAUUCUCAUUCAACUUUGUUUUUUGUGUGAAAUUCUGAGCCUUUAAAGGCAGCUUUAGAACUUGGGUGUUCCCGAGUUCCUUGGCAGUCCCUGAUCCUUUAUGCUUAGAAAUUCAAGGAAGGUGCAGAAGAAUGGAAACUAAAGAUACUUGUAACUACCUGUAACUGCUGCAGUGGGAAAUGGGUCAAGUUCUCUCUCGACUAGAUGAAGGUGACCAAGUGCAUUUAAAUGGCCUCAACUCCGACUGCAGCAAACUGAUGAUGAAAAGGAGGAGACUGUGGGAUUAUUCCUUUCAGCUUUCCUGGAUGAUGGAGGGAGAGAUAUUUGCUGCCACUUUGGUGCCACCCGGGAGCAUGCCACCAGAUUCUAGCAUGACUCUGGAACAGAAAACCACCUUUGUCUUUGUGAUUUUGUUAUUUGUUUUCUUGGGAAUCCUCAUUGUUCGCUGCUUCCGAAUUCUCCUCGACCCCUACCGGAGUAUGCCGACCUCAACCUGGGCUGAUGGACUUGAUGGACUGGAGAAAGGCCAGUUUGAUUAUGCUCUUGCUUAGAGACUGAGAAUUAUGGAGGCUUAUUUAGCACACCGAUAAUGAAAGAAAAAUCCUGGAAUGUCUCUCCCUUUUUGUUUUGUGUUUUUUUUUUCCAGAUAUUAUAAGAGUUGCAACAUAUAAACAAACACACCACUGAUUUGAUUUUUUUUAAAUUAAAUGCCAAAGCAAGUUAAAUUUUUGAAAGUAGAUUAGUGAAUUUCCUCAUGGGGGAAAAAAAAGACAGAGCUUGCAUUAGCAGAAUUUUGCUUCACGAUACACAGCAUGUGUGAUAUCUUAUAACUCAAUAUUUGAUUUGCAGAUACUAGAGCAAGCCUUUUCUAGGGUAGCCUUUUUAUCAUUAAACAAAAGUCUGUGGAGAAAGGUCUCUUAUAAAUAAGGUAAGAAUAUGAUUUUAUGAUCUGUAUGUGGUAAACUUUUCAAGCCCCACAAGACUUUCUUUUUGUGCUACUUCCCAUGCUUUGAAGACAGAUAAGGAAGUGUCCCAUACUAUAAGAUGAGGCUUAGAGCUCUAGAAAACCUCAGGAGAAAAAGUUCCUUCGUGUUCUCCCAUGCAUUCAAGAAGAUGCUCUUUCUCAGCAUUAAACAGUGAAUAAGCUGCUUAUUAGUGACAAACCACUGGCUGUAAUCUUGAUUGUGAAUAAAAUAUGUAAUGAUUUUGGCCUA